Molecule: messenger RNA, 4931 nt
Organism: Paramecium octaurelia
Lineage: Eukaryota; Ciliophora; Oligohymenophorea; Peniculida; Parameciidae
Source: the annotation of a GenBank genome assembly
AUGAUGAAAUAGGGCGAGGAAUCCCUAUAUGUUGCCAUCACUUUUUCGAUUGCGUAAUUGCUACAAUUAACCUAUCUGGCUUUCGGAUCUAAAACAAUGUACGUGUGGAACAAUGACGGAGCUGCAACCGAUCUCAGUAAUAUCCUUUCGUAACUGAUUUAAAAUAAUUCAUAAGAUACUUCGUCAUAAGUGCUCACUUGAAGCAUUAGAAAUUCGAGCUCUACCUAGCCUUUUUUUACACCUUUUUUGGAUUGGUGGUUUUAUCAGUUGCACUAUUUAUCAUAUUUGCAUUCGCGUUUAAGGUAGCAGUACUUCCCCUAAUGAUACUAAAAUCGUUGCUGAAGCUAUUUCUGACAAUUGGCUUUCUCCCCAUUAUGCUCUUAUUUUUUGGGGUACAAUAUACCACUAUUACAUUUUUAGCUUCUGUCAUGCAAAGUAAAUACCGAUGGAAUUGAGGUUUGGUCCUACAACGAAGACGUUGAAUGUUGGGGCAACGAUCAUUACAUCCACGCUAUAUUUGCAAUCAUAGCCAUCCUAUUAUUUCAGAUCUUGACCAGCACAACAUGUUUAAUAUACUUCGAGAGUAAAUUUGUCUAUGGAAAUGCAUAUGCCUAACGAUCAGGAAGACCCUACUCCUAUUAUCACAUCAACGUCUUCAUCAUCAUCAUGUCAUAUCAACUCCUUGAAACCCCAAGGUUCAGCUCUCUCUUAUUGACCAUUUUCACCAUCUCAAAUUUUUUCCUCUUUUAUUAAAUUCACACAGAAAAACCCUUCUAUAAUAAAGUCAUCUAAAAGUUGUGGUCCAUAAUCACCGCAUUGAAUAUGUGGACUUCCAUAAUGCUAAUUUUCGCAUAUCUUUUGGAAGGCCAAUUCUUUAGAGAUGUCAUCUGGGGUUGGGUCGGAGGUAUUCCCCUGAUUGUUUUGAUCAUAAUAAAUGAGCAAUUAUUUGAAGUCGACUUAUUGAGUUCGAAUAUCAAUAGAGCAAUAUCAGGAUAGCAGAUCAUCAUCCUGUGUGAGUACCUACUAUCACUGUUGGAUAAGAAUGACCAACACUCAUCACUGAUGUUAGAUGGAUUUAUUGAAGUACACAAACAAACUUGUUAUAGGAAUGAUUGCAUAUUAAAAUCUAAGAAAAGUCUGAAUGAAAAAAAUAAGCAUGCUUCUCUUCACGACCUGGAAAGAUACUCUGUAUUCAUAGAAUUGAUUAGCCAAAUCUUUUAUGAUGGCAUCAAGCAGUUCCCACAGGACGUCUUUUUGAGAUUAAAUUACUCGUACUUCCUAAUCGAUAGACUAAAGUUGAAAUAACAAGCCUUGAGUGAAUUGCAAUAAGCAGAAUCAAGUGGUCCAAGUUUCGAUCACGAAUUCAUUAUCUAUCGAUAUAAGAGAAUAAUGGAAGACGACUUGCAGGAACAAUAGCAAGAGAAUUUGAAUCAAGUUGAUUUGGUCACUGAAAUUGCCUUUCAGACUCAAAGCAAAUAGUUAAUCUAGCAAAUAGAGAAAACAUCUCUUAUUUACAUUGACUUUUGGGCUUAAUUGCAGGAAGAGGUCCCAGACAUUGGUAGAAUCAACAAUUUGGGAUUUAAGAUACUGGAUUCCGUAAAUUUAGUUUAAGAAUAGUGGAAUAGAUUAAAGCGACUAAAUUAGAAGGCAUCCAAGCUAAAUCGUUUGAUGGGCAAGUACUACUCACAAAUUAUGAAUGACGAAGAAAUGGGAUAAAAGUUGAUUCAAUAAAGUCGCAUGAAUUAAAAUGAUAAGUUUAAAGCAAUAGAUUUAGAAGAAAUCCAAAAUGAGUGUUUACCUACGAUAACCAUAUUGACUGAUGUUGAUAAAAUUGGUACGAUUAGCAAUCUGAAUAAAGCAGCCUGUAGUUUAUUGGGAUAUGCUAAAACUGACUUAGUCAAUAGGAAAUUAAAUUUGAUAUAGCCUGACCUGUAAUUAUAGAUAUUUAAUUCAUAGUUUCUCAAAGUACCAUGAUCAUUUCCUUGAGAAUUUUCUGGAAAAGUUCCAGGACAACAAUCCAAAUUAAUAAGUUAAAGAAAAAUCUAUUUACGUUAAGAAUAAGUAGGGUUACAUCAUACCAUGUCAAUUGAAUAUCAGAAUGAUUCAAACUAUCAAUUCAGGUGUUUUUAUGUGUGGGACAAUCAAAUAGGAUAUCUAUCAUAAACCUUUAAGUAUAUUUUUGUGUCAAACAAAUGGUAUCAUUGAAAAUAUCAAUUCCACUUGCAUCAGGAUGUUUGGAUUGGAGUUGAAAUCAAUUACUAUUAAACCUGUUAACAUUUUGGAUAUCUUUCCAGAUAUAUUUGAUCGCAAGGAAGAAUUACUAUAAAAAGCAGGUGGAAUUGUAACCUACAUCAUUGGAACUCGAUCAUCGAAGACCAAUACAUCUCAUAAUUCAUUACAAGAUUUAGAAAUAGAACAUUCAUAAAUACUUGAUCAUUAAAAUAAAUAAUAAAUUUAAUUUUAAUGCUACCUUUAAGAAAUUAAGUUUUAAUGUAUAGAAGACGAAAUCAUCCAAAAUAAACUGCAAGGGUAUAUUAUAAAGUUAGACAAAGUUAAAUCUGCAGAGAAGAUCUAAUUGUAUACACAAAAUAAGAGCAUUUAAAAUCAAUUUUAAUUUAAAUUUAAUUAUUUAACUCUAACUUAUGUGCUGGAUUUCGGAAAUGGAUUAGAUUCCUAAGAUCCCACUGUAAAGGUUGAUUAAAGUAUUAUUUGGGAAGAUUAAACGAAAAUAUCACAAUAGGUCAUUAUUGAUCCUCAGAUUUAAGGAAGUGAUUGCUAAACCAAUUAUGCAGAGGGAAUCAAAAUCGUCAGAUUAAUUGGAGAUCGAAUUGUUGAGAUAGAAGAAUCUAAGUCAGAUGAAUAUGAAGAUGACAAUAUGCAGAGUCUCUUUUAAUAGAAUGACAACAAUGAAGAUGAUUAAAAGAAUGAAAAAGAUACCAUAAAUCUAUAUAGAUCAAAGAACCAAUUGGAAUAAUUGUUAUCUCAAUCUAAAAUACCGAGAACAGCAAUCAACUUCAGAAUAUUCAUAAAUAUAAUGACAUUAGUUUUGGUAUUGAUAACUUUCUUAGAAUAUUUUAUCAACUCUGAUUUCAACUAGAAUCUAUUGGACUCUUUGCCUUUGGUGUCAUGGAACAACUAAAGAUCCAGUACCUUAAUGGGAAUAUAAUCAGUCGUACAGGACUUGAAAAGCGUACAUUAUGACUAACUUCCUUUGUUGAAAGAUCCAGAGUUAGGGUAUACGAUACUUGAGAAACAGUUUAGAGGGUGGUUGGAUAAGGAAUUGGCUUAAUUGAUUUAAUUGCAGAAAGAUUUGACUUUGGUUUCAGCUGAGAUUAAUGAAGAUUAUAAAUGGGUCUAGGAUUAUUAUGAAAUGGAAAACGUUGAAAUGGUUUCUUUGGAGGGAGGAAAAUAAAGUUAUACUUUUAAUGAAGCUUUGCAAUCUGCAAUAGCUAAAGCAUUGUAAAUCAAUAGUAGUUCUUUGGAUGAAAUUAAUGAUAAGAAUGGGGACGUUUAUUAUAUUGAAUAUAAUGUUUUCAACUCUUUAACACAAAGUUUAACUAUUCCAGCCGAAUAUUUUAAAUACAAUAUUAUAUCAAGAGGAGAAAUAUUAAAAACUUCAGUGACUGCAUUUCUGACUGCAGCAUCUAUCAUAUUGUUUCUUUAGUAUUUAAUUACAUUAUACUAGGAUAUGUUUGAUUAUUUUAUUCAUAAUAAAGAUCUAAGUAGUAAAUUAAGCAGCAUUGCAAUUAUUCUUAGAUCUCAAUGAGAAAAAAAUUAAGUCUAUCUAUGUUAAGUGUGAGAAUUUCAUUACAAGUCUUUAAGUUGGGGAUGAUGAUGAUGAUGUAAUCAAUGCAAUUAAUAAAUUGAAUAGUUCUUCUCAGAUAAUGAUGAAAAGGAAGAGGAGAACGAGAACAAAGAGAAAGAAAAAGAGGAAGGGGAUCAUUUAUUGAAUGGCAGAAAAAAGAGGAAGAAGUUUAGGAACUCCAAUUAGAAUUACAAGCAUUUAAUAUUUGCUUUGUUAUUGGUUAUCGAAGUCAUGGCAGCAUAUUUUAUAUAUUUAUUUGUUUCAGUCUAGGUAAAUUCCAAUUUAUUAUUUUAGUCUGAAACUUCUGAUAUCAUAGAUUUAAUACCUGUGUUUAAUUAGACAUCCUUCGCAGAGUGCUAUUACAGGUAUUCUGAUAAUGCCUUAAGAAAAUCAUUAGAAGUUGAAAAGUACACUUUUGUUGGCAACUCAUCAGUCGAAGUUCUCAACUUUUUGAUUGCUGAACUGUAUAACUUGGAUGCAGCCAUACACUAAAUCCAUUCCUAAAAUUAAGACAUUCUCAAUUCAGACUACCUAGAUGUAAAGAUCAAUUGAAAUAUUGUAGGUAUUUAAUAAUAUCUUCAUUUUAACACCUUGUGAUUACAUAGUUCAAAUAGACACGGAAAUAACCUAUGAUAUUUGCUUAACCUUUAAUGAUGGAGUCUUGCAAUAAGGUUUAUCUAUUGGAAUGGCGAAAUUUUUCGAGAGUUUUCGACAAGUCCUGAACUCUUAUAAUGCAUUCAAUGAAUCUUAAGAUUAUGAACUAGUUUACAAAGUUUCUGAAAAUAAGAGGACCAAUUAUAUGAUCAAUUUAAUAAAUACUAAUCAGGCUUACAAUAUGAGAUUGAUGUAGGAAAGAUAUAUAAAGGCUGCUUAUCAGUAUAUAAGUUAGGCCUUAAUCAGCUCAGUUAAGAACAAUGCAUAAGACCAUAAAAAUUUAAAAGUUGCACUAUUUAUCAGUUUCAAUAUUUUUGUGUUUUUCAUUUACUUUUUUAUAUGGAUUCCUCUAGUAUUCCGUAUUCUAAGUGAUAUGCUCAAAAAUCGAUUAAUGUUAACAAUAAUCCCAUUACAAGUAAUUCAUAAAACUGCAUCAAUAAGACUAUAUAUUAGAAAAAUUAUAAAUCAUUGA